AUGGCAAGCCGCCACUUGAAUUUAGAGCAAAUAUCAAAUCUGCUAAAUGAAGAUGAAGAGGAGCCAUUUGAUGAAAGCGACGAUGAGUUAGGCAUCGGAGAACACUUAGCUGAACAACAAAAUGAUAAUUCUGACUCUGAGCAGAGAGAAACCGACUCAGAAGAUGAAGCAGGGCCAUCUUCAUCACAAUAUUAUAUAGGCAGGGACAAGCAAACCAAAUGGUCCCAAAACUCUUCAAACCAAAGAAUAAAACAAGAGCUCUCAACAUUGUUUUGCAUUUACUUGGACCAAAGGGAGAAGCUAAGAAUGCUAAGAGUAAGACAGAUUGUUUCAAUUUAUUUUUUGAUAAGAAUAGAGUAG
Molecule: messenger RNA, 360 nt
Organism: Parnassius apollo (apollo)
Lineage: Eukaryota; Metazoa; Arthropoda; Insecta; Lepidoptera; Papilionidae
Source: the annotation of a GenBank genome assembly